Molecule: messenger RNA, 744 nt
Organism: Cavia porcellus (domestic guinea pig)
Lineage: Eukaryota; Metazoa; Chordata; Mammalia; Rodentia; Caviidae
Product: olfactory receptor 8B3-like
Exons: 1
Coding region: 1-744 (247 amino acids)
Biological process (GO): sensory perception of smell; G protein-coupled receptor signaling pathway
Cellular component (GO): membrane
Molecular function (GO): olfactory receptor activity; odorant binding
Source: RefSeq, a predicted model, not a curated record
AUGUACUAUUUCCUCUUCAACCUCUCCUCCAUGGAUCUCUGUUACUCAUCUGUUUUCACUGCCAAAAUGCUGAUGAACUUUGUCUCAAAGAAGAAUGGCAUCUCCUAUGCAGGGUGCAUGACUCAGCUGUUUUUCUUUCUCUUCUUUGUCAUCCCUGAGUGCGACAUGUUGACUGCAAUGACCUAUAGUUGCUAUUUGGCCAUCUGUCACCCACUGCUGUAUGAGAUCACCAUGCCCCAGAAGGUCUGUUCUGGGCUAUCUCUUGCUCCCUAUGCAAUGGGCUUUUCUGGAGCCAGUGCUCACACAGGCUGCCUGCUUCUCCUGACCUUCUUCAGGGCCAGUGUCAUAAACCAUUACUUGUGUGACAUCCUGUCCCUCCUCCAACUCUCUUGCACAAGAACCUACGUCAAUGAAGUAUUAGUGCUCAUUGUGGUAGGUGUUAACAUCACAGUCCUCAGCGUCAUCACACUAAUUUCUUAUACUUUCUUGCUCACAAGCUUCCUGUGCAUCAAAUCCACACAAGGAAGAUCCAAGGCCUUCAGUUCCUGUUGCUAUCACAUCAUUGCCAUUUCUCUCUUUUGGGGGUCAGCUGCAUUCAUGCAGUUGAAAUAUUCUUCUCCUGAAUUUGUCAACCAGGGAAAAGUUUCUUUUGUUUUCUGCACCAACAUAAAACCCAAGCUCAAUCCUCUGAUCUGCAGUUUGAAGAAGGAUGUUAAAAUUGCCUUGAGGAAAGUUGGUAUUUAA